AUGGCGAGAAGGAGCAAACGGUUGGACGCUCUAAAGGGAGGAGAGAAAAAAGAGGCGUCAGAAGAAGAUGAAAGACAAAAAGUCAUAAGGCAACGAAAAGGCAACCCGAACGUAGAAGAUGAAUCCAUGAAGGAACAUGGAGCUGUUACGGAAAAGAAAACGAACCGAGAAAAGGUGGGGAAGAACGAUGGUGGUAAAGACGUGAUAUUGAAAGAACCAAGUAAGACACUUCGUCGAGAGAAGAGGAAAGCAGGAAUGGCGAGACGAGAUGAUCAAGCAAAACGAGGAGAAUAUGAACGUAAUGGAAAAACGGAGGUCGGAAUUACACAUGGAGAAAACACUAAUUCGGAAACGAUAACAGUUUCGUCUCGGAAAAGGACUUUAUAUCGGGAGGAAAAUCCUUAUAAGGAUUACGAGGAAGAAGACGAACGAGGAUUGCAGAAGAGAAGGCUGCUAGAAGGACACAACCAGGAAAGAUAUCUAAGGAGGAUGCUAGUGGAGGCGAGAUAUGAAAAUCAUAGGCUAAAAUACGACGAUGAAAGGAGAUGCGAGGACGAAAACAAACGCAAAGGGAGAGAAAGAGAUAUUGACGAAUCAACAAGAGGGAUUAUGGACCUCGAGAUCUUGCAUGAGUUACGAAGAUUGAGAACUCAGAUGGGGAAUUCGCACAAGCAAGAUAGGUCUCAAUGGAUGGAAGAAAAGGUCAAGUUGACCACUAUGAUACGUGUAGGGAUGCAAACAGUGCCUGGAGGAGAGCUGAAGAAGAUUGACAUAAAGAAGGAAAAGUCAUUACAAAAGGAUCAAAAGCCAUGA
This is a messenger RNA of Papaver somniferum (opium poppy), 813 nucleotides long. RefSeq names its product golgin subfamily A member 6-like protein 4. Bases 1 to 813 code for a protein of 270 amino acids. The transcript has a single exon. The record is from RefSeq and is a predicted model, not a curated record. NCBI's taxonomy places the organism in Eukaryota, Viridiplantae, Streptophyta, Magnoliopsida, Ranunculales, Papaveraceae.